AAGAGCCAAACGAAGAAGACCAACCAUGUGCAACUGCUGACUCUUCACGUCACUUCACUUCACUUCACUUCACUUCCCUUCUCUCUCCACUGCUCUGUUGCCUGCACGCUUUCCUUUCCCUCAGUUUUUGCCGUUUCCGCUUCCACACCAAUUCCUGCCUGAGUUGAGGAGGCUGAACGCUCUGAGAAUGCCCAAUCAGCUUCCCAGCACUCAUUGAAGGGAUGGAUUGAUUGAUUUCAUUCCAUGGUGCUUUCUGCCCUCCAUGACUCUACUACCAACCUGGUCUGCACCAUUCGAUCUGAAGAAGACAAAAGAUAGUGGGUUGGUGUUCAUCUUCCACGUCGUUUAGAUCGUGUUAAAGCUUCUUCUAUUUGAUCUUCUCUUGGUGUUCGUGGAGAUCAGAGCUUGGCCUUAUGAAGAGCAGUGCUGUGGUGUUAAGAAUUCUUGUGGUUCUUGCAACACUUGGCCAGUCCUCAUGGCCAACUGUUGCAAUGGCCAGCUCAUACUGCAAGGAGAUGGCAACGAGCACCGCGGAUCGACCUCACAGUGUCACCGUGACGGAGUUUGGUGCCGUGGGGGAUGGUGUCACACUGAACACCAAAGCAUUUCAGAAUGCUAUCUUCUACCUUCAUUCAUUUGCAGAUAAGGGCGGCGCACAACUAUUUGUGCCUGCCGGAAAGUGGCUGACGGGGAGUUUUAGUCUCAUCAGCCAUCUGACUCUCUCGCUGCACGAGGAUGCAGUAAUAAUCGGGUCCACGGACCCUGUUGAUUGGCCGAUCAUCGAUCCAUUGCCUUCCUACGGCCGCGGUAGGGAGUUUCGCGGUGCAAGGCAUCAGAGCCUCAUUCAUGGAUCUAACUUGACUGAUGUGAUCAUUACAGGUGGCAAUGGGACUGUUAAUGGUCAAGGCAGUGUUUGGUGGGACUGGUUCAGGAACCACACUCUCGAUUACACGCGACCGCAUCUCGUAGAACUGAUGUAUUCGACCGGAGUGAUCAUCUCAAAUCUCACCUUCAUUGGUUCACCAUUUUGGGCCAUCCACCCUGUAUAUUGCAGCCAAGUUCUCAUCCAGAAUAUCACAAUCCUUGCACCAUCAGAUUCGCCGAACACAGAUGGGAUCGAUCCAGAUUCUUGCAAUAAUGUCUGCAUUGAGGACUGUUACAUCGACACCGGCACUGAUCUCAUCGUCAUCAAAAGUGGAUGGGAUGAGUAUGGCAUUGCCUUUGCUCAUCCAAGUGCCAACAUCAGCAUUCGACAUAUCGUUGGAGCAGCUCACUCUGGCGCAGGCAUUGCCAUUGGCAGUGAGAUGUCGGGCGGCAUUUCAAAUGUGCAGGCAGACGACAUCUCUUUGUUCAACUCCUUGUAUGGAAUCAGAAUAAAAACAUCACCUGGGCGCGGAGGAUAUGUCAAGUACAUUCACAUUACCAACAUUGUCAUGAACAAUGUCGAGACAGCCAUCGGUAUAACCGGACAACACGGUGACCACCCGGACGACGAAUAUGAUCCAAAUGCUCUUCCGACUAUUGACAUGAUCACCAUAGAAGACAUUGAAGGAACAGAUAUUAAGUAUGCUGGCCUCUUACAGGGUAUUCAAGGGGCUAACUUUAGCAACAUUUGCUUAUCGAAAGUGCACCUCUAUGUGAGUUCAAAGUCUCCAUGGAACUGUUCUUAUAUCGAAGGCUUUUCUAACUCAGUUUCUCCAGAACCAUGCGAAGCACUCGACAAACCCUAUCAAGCAUCACUUUGUUACACAUCAGAGCAUUUAGAUCAUAAGAAUCUGGUGCAAAUUCUUUGAGUUCAGUAAGCAAUCGUUUACAGUGUCUGAUACAAGGGAUUGUUUUUGUUUUAUGUACCAACAUGUUUGUGUUUAGCUUCCCGCGGAGCUUGGUGAUGUUGUUUCGAUCGAAAUAGUUGAAAGAGCAUGUGAAGACCUUGCCGGAGAGGAAGCCGCUGCUUGUUUCAAUUGUAUGAUUAUAUACGCGAAUGAGUGAUGUAAACAUGGCAAUUUUUUCGCAUGUUUCUUGCCUUUGUUUGUUCAUUA
Molecule: messenger RNA, 2039 nt
Organism: Zingiber officinale
Lineage: Eukaryota; Viridiplantae; Streptophyta; Magnoliopsida; Zingiberales; Zingiberaceae
Product: probable polygalacturonase
Exons: 7
Coding region: 414-1793 (459 amino acids)
Biological process (GO): carbohydrate metabolic process
Molecular function (GO): polygalacturonase activity
Source: RefSeq, a predicted model, not a curated record